Molecule: messenger RNA, 1718 nt
Organism: Chroicocephalus ridibundus (black-headed gull)
Lineage: Eukaryota; Metazoa; Chordata; Aves; Charadriiformes; Laridae
Gene: NR2C2AP
Product: nuclear receptor 2C2 associated protein
Exons: 6
Coding region: 144-1253 (369 amino acids)
Source: RefSeq, a predicted model, not a curated record
AACGUAGGGAUGCUCUGGUGCAGGGAUGCUGUAACGAGCAGGGAUGCUGUAACGAGCAGGGAUGCUGUAGCAUGCAGGGAUGCUGGGAUGGGCAGGGAUGCUGGGAUGGGCAGGGAUGCUGAAGCACACAGGGAUACUGGAACAUGCAGGGGUGCUGGAGCACGCAGGGGUGCUGGGAAGUGCAGGGAUGCUGGGAUGUGCAGGGAUGCUGGGAUGAGCAGGGAUGCUGGGAUGUGCAGGGAUGCUGGAGCAUGCCGGGAUGCUGGGAUGUGCAGGGAUGCUGGAAUAUGCAGGGCUGCUGCGAUGAGCAGGGAUGCUGGAUGUGCAGGGAUGCUGGGAUGAGCAGGGAUUCUGGAGCACACAGGGAUACUGGGAUCAGCAGGGCUGCUGGGAUGAGUAAGGAUGCUGGGAUGUGCAGGGAUGCUGGGAAGAGCAGGGAUUCUGGAGCACGCCGGGAUGACAGGAUGUGCAGGGAUGCUGGAGCACACAGGGCUGCUGGGAUGAGCAGGGAUGCUGGGAUGUGCAGGGAUUCUGGAGCAUGCCGGGAUGCUGGAGCAUGCCAGGAUGCUGGGAUGAGCAGGGAUGCUGGAACAUGCAGGGCUGCUGGGAUGAACCGGGAUGCUGGGAUGUGCAGGGAUGCUGGGAUGAGCAGGGAUUCUGGAGCACACAGGGAUACUGGGAUCAGCAGGGCUGCUGGGAUGAGUAAGGAUGCUGGGAUAAGCAGGGAUGCUGGGAUGAGUAGGGAUGCUGGAAUGUGCAGGGAUGCUGGAGCACGCCGGGAUGCCGGGACGAGCAGGGAUGCUGGAGCACACAGGGAUGCUGGGGCAGCGAUGCCCGUGGAGCCCCUGAUCUGCGCCGACACGGCCACACGGGUGAGCUCCGUGCUCAACCGGGACGUGAAGCAGUUUGGGAAGAAGCACAUGUUCGACGCGAGCGAGGAGACGUGCUGGAACUCGGACCAGGGCACGUGCCAGUGGGUCACCCUGGAUUUCCCCCGCACCGUCAAGGUCUCACAGCUCCACAUCCAGUUCCAGGGGGGAUUCUCCAGCCGGCUUUGCAUGCUGGAAGGCUGCAGAGCAGGGGAAGAACUGGUGAAAAUCUCCGACCUGUACCCCGAGGACACCCACGCCAUGCAGAGAUUCCAGGUGGAGGAGACGGUGCUGGAUAAGCUGAAGAUCACCUUUGAGAACAGCACGGACUUCUUCGGGAGGAUCGUGGUGUACCACCUCGGGGUGCUGGGCGAGAGGCUCUAGGGCAGCGGCGAGGGACAGUGGGGGGCUGCUGCCCCAUCGCCCGCGUUCCCCCAGGGGGGCUCUGCUGCGUGGGGGGAAACGGGACAGCAAACCCUGCCAGCGGGGACGUGAUGCCCCCAGCUGCACCCCAGGGUGCUGAGAGGGGACCCCCGCCCCACGGGAUGGCAGUGACAGAGGGACGCUAGCGCAGAGAUCCACGUGCUGGACUUCUGAGCUUUCGGCGGGACGCAGCCUGUGUAACCGGCCAAAUAAAUGGUGUCCUCGCGCCUUCUUGGCUGCUCCAUGGGCAAGUGGCACCCCGGGACCGAGCCCUCUGGGGUUUAUCGUGGCCGUGCCAGUGUGUGGCUUGCGGGGGAGAGAGGAGAAGUGCCACCUCCUCGUGCUGUGGGCUCUGGCUCACUCUCACCUUUGCUAACCACCCCGGAACUUCUCGGAGUGGCUGUUGGUGGCCUCGCAGGGCUACAG